Molecule: messenger RNA, 3141 nt
Organism: Calypte anna (Anna's hummingbird)
Lineage: Eukaryota; Metazoa; Chordata; Aves; Apodiformes; Trochilidae
Gene: RWDD1
Product: RWD domain containing 1
Exons: 7
Coding region: 99-821 (240 amino acids)
Biological process (GO): cytoplasmic translation
Molecular function (GO): protein binding
Source: RefSeq, a predicted model, not a curated record
GGGUCGGCGAGCGGCGGCGGGGGUGCGGGGGUCGUUACGGGGUGCGGGCGGCCCAUGGCCCUUGGCGGCGGCCUGGGCGGCGGCGGCGGCAGUCAAGGAUGACCGACUACAGCGAGGAGCAGCGGAACGAGCUGGAGGCCCUGGAGUCCAUCUACCCGGACUCCUUCACGGUAUUGUCAGAAAAACCAACGACUUUCACGAUCACUGUGACAUCCGAAGCAGGAGAAAAUGGUGAAACUGUCCAAACAACUCUUAAAUUUACUUAUAGAGAACAGUAUCCUGAUGAAGCUCCACUUUAUGAAAUAGUAUCACAGGAGAAUCUCGAUGAUAAUGAUGUCACAGACAUAAUAAAACUGCUAGAACAACAGGCAGAAGAAAAUUUAGGAAUGGUAAUGAUCUUCACUCUAGUCUCAGCAGUACAGGAAAAAUUAAAUGAAAUAGUGGAUCAAAUAAAAACACGGAGAGAAGAGGAAAAGAAACAGAAAGAACGAGAAGCAGAAGAAGAAGAGAAACAACGUUUUCAUGGCACUCCUGUUACAAUUGAGAAUUUCCUAAAUUGGAAAGCAAAGUUUGAUGCAGAACUCCUAGAAAUAAAAAGGAAAAAAAUGAAAGAAGAAGAACAAGCAGGAAAAAAUAAAUUGAGCGGUAAACAGCUGUUUGAAAUGGAUCACAACCUUGACACCUCUGACAUCCAGUUCUUGGAGGAAGCAGGAAACAGCGUGGAAGUUGAUGAAUCUUUAUUCCAAGAAAUGGAUGAUUUAGAGUUGGAGGAUGAGGAGGAUGAUCCUGACUACAACCCUGUUAAUUUAGAUAGUGAUUAGUCUUUUUUGAACUGGCUCUGUAAUCAUUAUGACCACAUUUAAGGAGAAAGGAGCAGGGAGAAAAGCCACAGCAUCUGUGGUUUUAGUAAUGUGUAUGAGUUUUCAUUUUUCUUUUUUUCAAAGAAAAAACCCAACAAAAUAUUUCAAAUCUAGGAGAAUUGUCUUCUGAUGACUUUCAUAAUAAAUAAAUUUACUCUAGUAUUUCAAAUGAAGUAUUUGCGGACUAUUGCUCUGCCUGAAAACGCUAUUCUAUUUUUUCUUAUUUUUUCCCUCCCAUUUCUGUAGCUGUCCUUUGGAGAAAUGUGACAGCCAGCAAGAUGGAACAAUGUUAUAGCAAAUGCUAAGCACACCUGCAUAUGAAAGCUCAGCAGCUUUUCUGCUGUCUUCCACCUAGAGUAUACAUGGGCAGCUUUGAUAAAUAAAAGGGAUCACAUACUAUGCAGUCAUUUUUUUAUUUUUUUCUUAUUCUAUGGAAUUUUAUAACAUUUGAGUAAUGAUCGGUUCUUAUGUCCCAGCUAUCAACUAGUCACCUUUUAGUAAGGUGUAGUUUUAUUAAAGUUAAAUGGAAAUAAUUUCUGUACUACUGGAGCUAAAACUUCUGCUGUGGCUGGGGAUAACAGUUUCAAAAUUACUAAUUCAAGUUGGCUGGAAAAAAUCGGAAUGAGAUUAAGUCCUCUUAAAAAGGUUAGUUGAUUUGUUCAGAGAGGGUUUGUUGUGUUUUGUUUGCUUUUUUGGGUUUUGUUUGUUUGUUUUUUGGCUUUAAAAACCACCCUUGGAAAAUUAGUUUCCUGUUGGUGACAGACUGUCAAAACACUACCAGUGGAGUGCAGAAUGCAGUACCAGGGUUUAUAGCAUCCUUAGAGGUUUGAAUGCAAUGGGUGUUUCAGUAGCAUCCUGUUGGCAGCCCGUAAAGGUUGGCACAAUGCACAGUCAACCUACAGAUCAGCAUCAGUGGAUGUCCCCAUCUGGCAGAUUUGUUUAUGGAGCAAAUGGCUUAAUGUCAGACUCAGUCUCUCACCUGCAAAAUGCCCCAAAUACAGUGAAAACUGUGGUGUUCAAACAUGCUGUGUUUGAAACUUCAUCAGCUAGAAGAUUGACGGUAUGGAUGAAGGUUCCAGAAGACUGCUCACCAAGUAGAGAACCACCUCAAUUAUUCAACACUGUGUACUGAAUUUUAAAAUACUGUUAGUGGACUGCCUUAAAUGCGCCAGCUUCGGUCUUUGAAGAGGAUUGCACUAAAGUAUCACAGUGCUUAGAGGAAUAAUAAAUUUAUGAACUUUAAUAUUUUGAAAUUCCAUAUUCAAAAUGAGAAAUUUUAUUCCAGAAAUAAUUUAAUGGUGUAUAAUCUCUGCUCACUCAGCUUGAGAACAUCUGUUAAAGAUGAUCUACUUUAACGUGCUUGGUAGUCUUUUCUUUUUGUACUCAAGAUGAGUAAGUUUCUAGUAGAUGGAAAUAAAUGUUCAAGUUCUCUGUAAAUAUUUUUAUAAAUUAACCAUGUGCCUUUGUUCCUACUGCCCCCUAUUUGAUCUUUUUAAUUUUGGCUAUAAAGAAUUCUAGACAGGCAUCUAGGUUUCAAUGAUAAUGUUCUAUGUUUCAAAGCAAUAAGCAGGAUCUGUGUUCCAGCAGUUACCAAAUAGAUUAUAAAAUUUUAAGUUAAUGUGAUAUUAAAUCUGACUUUUCCAAAGAUAAGUUGGAUAGAAAGCUUCCUAGUGACUACAUCCAGCUUCCUGUGUAAUUGCUAGUGUGCUUUAAGCCACUGUUCCGCUUUGAAAUUAAUUUUCUUCUGGUAUAUCUCAAGUCAGCUGCAUAAAAAGCAUUUAACUCCUAAGGCUGCUUUCCAUUUUCAGGUAUGUAUGUUUAAAAGUGGUGUUUAUUCAUUCAUAAAAGGGGUGAAUUAGUUCUUUUCACAUCUGGACUGACUCCAGCAAUGGUGUGUAAUCAGUGCAGAAUGUGGUAAUCAGGAACUUUUCCAAGUGGGUCACUAACAAGAAUCUUAUAUGUUUGAAACAAAGUUUCUUGUAAAUUGUAUUUCUAGAUUAAUGAGAUUUUCUAGUCUCUUUUCAUACUAACAUAUUUAUUGGUUUUCAUGCAUCUUUAAAAGCAUAGCUUAAAAAUGGUAGAAUUAUGUCAAACAGGUCAAAAUGUGAAAAUGUUUUCACUGUUACUUGGUUUUCAAAGCAGAGGAACUAAUAAGGGUGGAAGUGACAAAAAAUUGUUUAAAGACCUUUCCUCCAAAUCUCAGUGGCUCAAUUUGAAUGUUGGAAUCAUUAGUUUUGUUAGCAAUUAACAUCUGUGAAAUAAAAGGGAAUUUGAGAAUAAA